CGAAUCUCCGCAGUCAGCUGCUGUGAGCGCGCAGCACCGCUCUGCCACAGACAGCAAAAGGAGGAGAGGGAGGAGAAGAUACAGCACACGGGCGAACACUCAGGAGCAUCAUGGCACCAAUUGGAUUAAAGGCGGUCGUUGGCGAAAAGAUCAUGAAUGAUGUCAUCAGGAAGGUGAAGAAGAAGGGAGAAUGGAAGGCUUUGAUAGUGGACCAGCUCAGCAUGAGGAUGUUGUCUUCUUGCUGCAAAAUGACUGAUAUCAUGACAGAGGGCAUCACUAUUGUUGAAGACAUUAACAAGCGAAGAGAGCCUCUCCCUUCAUUGGAGUCCAUUUACCUGAUAACCCCAACUGAGAAGUCUGUGCAGACUCUCAUCAAUGACUUCAAAGAUCCCCAUUCAGCGAAAUAUAAAGCGGCUCAUGUCUUCUUUACUGACUCUUGCCCGGACCCCCUUUUUAAUGAAGUGGUGAAGAGCCGUGCCUCGAAAACCAUUAAAACCCUAAAUGAGAUCAACAUCGCCUUCCUGCCCUACGAGUCCCAGGUGUUCUCUUUGGACAAUCCUGAUGCCUUCCAGAGUUUCUACAGUCCUCAUAAGACACAGCUGAAGAACUCUGUGAUGGAACGCUUGGCCGACCAGCUGGCAACUCUGUGUGCCACACUGAAGGAAUACCCUGCCGUCCGAUACCGAGGUGAGUAUAAAGAUAACGCCACUCUGGCUCAGCUGCUUCAGGACAAACUGGACGCCUACAAGGCAGAUGAUCCCACAAUGGGGGAGGGCCCAGACAAGGCUCGCUCCCAGCUCAUUAUUCUGGACCGAGGUUUCGACCCUGCCUCUCCUGUCCUGCACGAGCUCACCUUCCAGGCUAUGGCCUAUGACCUGCUGCCCAUUGAGAAUGAUGUCUACAAGUAUGAUACUAGUGGGAUGGGAGACUCUCAUGAGAAAGAAGUGCUACUGCAUGAAGACGAUGACCUCUGGGUGGCGCUACGGCACAAACAUAUUGCUGAGGUCUCUCAGGAGGUGACGCGCUCCCUGAAGGAAUUUUCUGCUAGUAAACGGAUGAACACUGGAGAGAAGACCACUAUGAGGGACCUGUCUCAAAUGCUGAAGAAGAUGCCACAGUACCAGAAAGAGCUCAGCAAGUACUCAACCCAUCUGCAGUUGGCCGAGGAUUGCAUGAAGAACUACCAGGGAACCGUGGACAAGUUGUGCCGUGUAGAGCAGGAUCUCGCUAUGGGAACAGACGCAGAGGGCGAAAAGAUUAAAGACCCCAUGAGGGCCAUCGUGCCAAUCUUGCUGGAUGCCAACGUCACUACCUACGACAAGAUCCGUAUCAUCCUGCUCUAUAUUUUCCUGAAGAACGGGAUCACGGAGGAGAACCUUAACAAGCUAAUUCAACAUGCCCAGAUCCCUCCUGAGGACAGUGAGAUCAUCACCAAUAUGGCUCAUCUGGGUGUCCCAAUCAUCACAGAUUCUACUCUCCGCAGAGGCAAGAAGCUCGAUCGUAAAGAGCGUGUGAGCGAGCAGACCUACCAGCUUUCUCGCUGGACCCCACUCGUCAAAGAUAUAAUAGAGGAUGCAAUCGAAGACAAGCUGGACACUAAACAUUAUCCGUACAUCUCAACACGCUCGUCUUCUUCCUUCAGCACUUCUGCAGUCAGUGCCCGAUAUGGCCACUGGCACAAGAAUAAAACCCCUGGAGAGUACCGUACAGGACCUCGCGUCAUUGUCUUCGUCAUUGGGGGCGUGUCUUUUAGCGAGAUGCGCUGUGCCUAUGAGGCCACACAGGCCAAUGGCAAAUGGGAGGCCAUCAUUGGUUCUACCCACACGCUCACCCCAACCAAAUUUCUAAUGGACCUGCGGCACCCCGACUUCCGAGAAUCCACUAGGGUGUCCUUUGAGGACCCUGACCCCUCAGACCAGUGAGAGAGAGAGAAAGAGGGAAGGGUGGGAGAGAGAAAUCACACUCUGACAAAGUUCGACCCAUAUCGUCGCCCCCACCCAGCUUCUGGAUGCUCUCAAGGCCAUGAACAAACCCGACGAGGAGCAGACAAGCUAAAAUCACAAUUUCCUCCCUCCCAACCCCAUCGCCCAGUUACCCUCUCCCUCCCUUCAUCUGUCGCCCUGUAAAUCACACCUACUGCUAUAUAAAUUGUGUAUGCAUCUUGCUUGAGAAAAAAAAAAGAUUGGUGAAGUUAAAAGGAUAUUCUAUAAAUGUAUAUAUAUUUAAAUAUAUAUAAGUAUUCUUCUGUUUUACAAUGGAUGCAAAUAAUUACUGUCAAACUGAGUUUUCAUUAUUAAUUGCCAUUUAUAAACUUUAAAGUACCAAAUGUAAUAUUGUACGUUAUGAAAUCUGCUAGAAUGCGUAAAUGGUAGAUAAUGUUUUGUGUUCGCUCCUUAUUUAACCUGGUGUGUUUUUUUCCUGUGCUUUAUUAUUUAAUUUUUUAUGGUUUAAAAGUGGUUGGGGGAGGGACUGUGUUGUUUGCAAAUAGACCAGUGAGGCAAAAUAAAGCAUAUCACUUCCUACUCUGAAGGCUAAACUGCCAUCCAGUUUAGAUGCUUGGGUUUAAUUGUUGUCUCAUUUUAGAUGUGCAUGCCAUGCACGCUUCUAUGUGGCCCUAUUGACAUGUUUUAAAACACUGGGGAGAAAAAGGAAUAAAAAACAAAAUGAAACUGAGCAUCUUCUGGGACUCCAGUGAUGAAGAGGAAGGAGGCCAAAGGAGUAACAGAUCAAAGCAGCCUCAAGCUGUAUAAGUGAAAGAGACACUGUACAUAGAAAGCGGACGUCACCCCUCUGUCAGUCUCAAUUCCGGGAUCAUUUACUCUCCAUAUAUUUUCCUUUCACGUCUCCUUCUACAAAGACCUCAUGGUUUAAUGUGAAGAAGGCCGUUGCUUGCAGAUGUUUAAGGAAUUCAAAAAAAGGGCCAGUUGUAUUUCAGUAUUGUAUCUCGUCUUAUCAUUGGUUAGUAAACGAUGUUUAACUGGGACAUGCACUGAGUAGUGUGUUGUUGUAUGCCAUAUGUUACUGUUUUUUCGUCUCACUGUUGACUGGUGAAAAUUUCUGACUGUGAAGUAGUAAAACUUUCCUUUGCCAAUGUGAAGCCACUGUGUUUGUGAUGUAUUAGCUGUAGCUGUAGUGAUAAACUGGGGAAAAAUAGGUAAUAUCUAUCUUUCAUUUGUCUGAUAGUUUCUUUAUUAUUCUCUGUUAUAUCUUCCACUGGUGAAUGGCUUGAAACGCAGACCCCUUUUUUAAUAGCCUAUUUGGGUUUCAGUUUAAUCUCUUUAAUCUGUUCUGACAGAAAGGUUGUAUAUUGCACUACAUGUUUUCUGUGAUGCAAACGCUUCUACGGUUCUCUACCUUUUUUAAAUUAUUACCUUAUUUUGGGUUUGCUGUUGUAUAGUUGUGUUGACUGGAUUGAUUUCUCUUAAUAAGAAUAUCAAUAAGAACUCAGUUCGUCCUAAACCUGUCGAUCUUACUGGGAUUCUAUGUUUGCGAGUGUUGAAGCACAAACUAAAAUAUACUUCAUGUGUACCGAUGUGUUAAGCCUGUCUAAUAAAUCGGCUUCCA
Molecule: messenger RNA, 3564 nt
Organism: Carassius carassius (crucian carp)
Lineage: Eukaryota; Metazoa; Chordata; Actinopteri; Cypriniformes; Cyprinidae
Product: syntaxin-binding protein 1-like
Exons: 20
Coding region: 111-1922 (603 amino acids)
Biological process (GO): neurotransmitter secretion; vesicle-mediated transport; intracellular protein transport
Cellular component (GO): secretory granule; plasma membrane
Molecular function (GO): syntaxin binding
Source: RefSeq, a predicted model, not a curated record